Molecule: messenger RNA, 3107 nt
Organism: Podarcis muralis (Common wall lizard)
Lineage: Eukaryota; Metazoa; Chordata; Lepidosauria; Squamata; Lacertidae
Gene: WDR36
Product: WD repeat domain 36
Biological process (GO): rRNA processing
Cellular component (GO): Pwp2p-containing subcomplex of 90S preribosome; small-subunit processome
Molecular function (GO): protein binding
Source: RefSeq, a predicted model, not a curated record
AGCGGCGGACGCCGGGUUUUUUUUUUCCUGCGCGGAGCGUCCGGCACGAGCUGCGGGGAACGUGGUCCGGGGCGGUUGGUGGUCGCGUGUCGGUGGUGGCCCGUCCCCCCCCCCGCAAAGCGAUGUCGUCGGAGGGCAGCAGCCGCGAGGGGGGCAGCGCUCUGUUCGCGGGCUUCCGCGCGCUCGGCCUCUACUCCAACCACUUGGCGCACGUGGUGCGCUUCCACCGCCGCCACCGGGAGUUCUACCUGGUCACGGCGGUGGGGAAGAGCUUCCACACGUACAACGUGAAGAGACUAGGCUUAGUUGCUGUUAGCAAUGCUUUGCCACAGGACAUUACCUGUUUGGCAGCCGACAGAAUGUUGGUCUUUGCAUCUUGUGGCAGUCUUCUCCAUGCUUUUGCUCGGAACAAAGAGGUGGUUCACACUUACAAAGGUCACAGAGCAGAUGUUCACCUUAUACUGCCAUUUGGGGAUCAUUUGAUAUCUGUUGAUCGUGAUAACAUUCUCAUUAUUUGGGAUGUACAGUCAGAAGAAGAAUACUUGCAGAUGAAUUUUGAUAAGACAGUGUUUGCUGUUUCUGCAAUUAUGCACCCAAGUACCUAUUUGAAUAAAAUUCUUCUUGGUAGUGAACAAGGAAAUCUACAGUUGUGGAAUGUAAAAUCCAACAAACUUUUAUAUACAUUUCCUGGCUGGGGAGCAGGAGUGACAGUCCUUCAACAGGCCCCAGCAGUGGAUGUCAUUGCAGUAGGUCUUGUGUCUGGUUACAUCAUAGUGCACAAUAUUAAAUUUGAUGAAACGCUGAUGAAAUUUCAACAAGACUGGGGUCCCAUAACAGCAAUAUCAUUCCGUACAGAUGGACACCCAGUUAUGGCUGCUGGAAGUCCUGUUGGGCAUAUUGGGUUGUGGGAUCUAGAAGAAAAGAAACUUCAGGGCCAGAUGAGAGGUGCCCAUUCUACAGCAAUUUCGGGUAUGACGUUUGUCCAAGGGGAACCACUUCUUAUUACCAAUGGUUCGGACAAUGCAAUAAGGGUAUGGAUCUUUGAUGGCCCUGGAGGAAGUGGUAGAUUGCUGAGAUUCCGAAUGGGCCACAGUGCACCUCCAACAAAAAUCAGAUAUCAUGGGCAAAAUGGGCAGCAAAUUCUCAGUGCCGGACAAGAUAGUACCUUGCAGUCAUUUUCCACGGUGCAUGAGCGAUUCAAUAAAAGCUUAGGACGCGGUUCCAUAAAUAAAAAGAAAUCAAAAAGGAAAGGACUCCGGUAUGAUACAAUGGCUCUUCCACCUAUUACAACAUUUGCUACAGAGGUCGCCCGUCAAAGUGACUGGGAUGGGAUCAUUGCUUGCCAUCAAGGAUUUCUAAGCUGUACUACCUGGAAUUAUCAGAAAGGGUCAAUGGGAAUUCAUAAACUGACGCCACAAGACUUCAGCAAAAAUAGACCUCUUGGUGUAUAUGCAACAGCAGUAGAUAUCAGUUCCUGCGGAAACUUUGCUGUAAUUGGACUUUCAACAGGACAUGUGGAUGUAUACAACAUGCAGUCUGGCAUUCACAGAGGGCGUUAUGGCAAAGAAAAAGCCCAUGAAGGCUCCAUAAGAGGAGUAGCCGUGGAUGGAUUAAACCAGCUGACAACCACAGCAGGAAGUGAAGGAUUGAUCAAGUUCUGGAACUUCAAGAGCACAAAAUUGGUUCACUCUAUUAACCUCCCUUCUUCUCCAAGUAAAAUGUUGCUUCACAGAGACAGUUGCAUUCUGGGAAUUGUUACGGAUGACUUCACCAUUAGCGUCCUGGAUAUAGAAACACGAAAAAUCGUGAGGAAGUUUUCAGGGCACCAAGGCCAGAUAAAUGACCUGGCUUUCAGUUCUGAUGGCCGCUGGCUAAUAACGGCAGCUAUGGACUGCACCAUUAGAACCUGGGAUCUGCCAUCUGGGUGCCUUGUCGACUGUUUCCUACUAGAUUCAGCAGCAGUAAGCAUUACUAUGUCUCCUACGGGAGACUUCUUAGCUUCUUCCCAUGUAGAUGAUCUUGGAAUUUACCUGUGGUCUAACCGUUCGCUGUAUUCGCUUGUCUCUUUGCGUCCGCUUCCACCGGAUUAUGAGCCUUCUGUAGUAACGCUUCCUGGAACAUGUCCAGCUCAAGAUGUAGAUGUCACAGAAGAAGAAGAAGAAAUAAGUGAUGAGAUGAUAGAAUACGAUUCUCCAGAACAGCUGGGAGAAGCAUUAGUGACCCUUUCUAUGUUGCCAAAAUCUAGAUGGAAGAACCUCCUCAAUCUUGAUAUUAUAAAGCAAAAGAACAAACCCAAAGAGCCACCAAAAGUGCCAAAAUCUGCACCGUUCUUCAUCCCGACAAUUCCUGGCCUCAUACCACAAUAUGCUUCCAUUGAACAUGAAAAUGGUGGACAACAGUCAAAAGUAGUAAACCUUGGAGUGCUGGCACAAAAAUCUGAGUUCUACCUGAAGCUUGAAGAAGCUCUGAUAAACAGUGACUAUAAAUCUCCGCUCCGUAUUCUGAAGGACAUGGGACCAUCUAACACAGAGGCAGAACUGAGAGGCUUGUCCCCCGAUGGCGGUGGCUCUGUUAGGGUGAUGCAAAGCUUCCUAAGAAUGAUUGAGGCCACGCUGACCACGAAAUGCGACUUUGAACUGGCUCAGGCAUACCUUGCGUUGUUUCUGAAGUUGCACUUAAAAAUCCUUUCAUCAGAACCAGAUCUGCUGGCAGAACUAUCCAGACUGUCACCCCAGCUUGAAGAAAUUUGGGUGCAUUUACAGACUCUUUUCAACCAAAGCCUUUGCAUUUUAAAUUACAUGAAGACUGCUUUGUUGUAACAUUCCCUUUGUUCUAUAAGAAUGCCCAGUUUAAUGUACAAAUCAAGUUUAAUAAUGGAUAUUUUCUCUCUUAAGUUUCAGAAAAGGUAACUGUACAGCUUGACUUGGUAACUUUAUUUUGUACAAAUUUAAACAUGAAUCUGUGCUACCUUCACAGAUAAAGUGUGCUUUUAUUAUUGUGUAAAUGACUGCUGAAACAGUAAAGUUCCCUGUCAAAAAUUACGAUAUAGUCAGUAUGGUAAAACACUCAAUAUGCAGUUAUAAAUCUAAAUAAAUUUUAAGAGGUGA